Messenger RNA from Gymnodraco acuticeps, 1052 nucleotides. Its product is annotated as syndecan-1-like. The coding region runs from base 71 to 550 and encodes 159 amino acids. Lineage: Eukaryota; Metazoa; Chordata; Actinopteri; Perciformes; Bathydraconidae. Gene Ontology annotation, biological process: cell migration. Gene Ontology annotation, cellular component: cell surface; membrane. The transcript is spliced from 5 exons. The record is from RefSeq and is a predicted model, not a curated record.
CGUGGUUUGGGCGGCCAGGUAGAGGCUGGAGGAAGAGUACAAAAUAAACUGAACACCAACUCAACCAAACAUGAGGAUUUAUUUGAAAGCUUCCUGUUUUUUGAUUUUGGGAUUAAUACAUCCUGUCAAUAUGUCGUUUCCUGGCCCUCCAGAAGACUUGGAGGGAUCAGGAUAUGACUUGGAAGAUUCUGGCUCUGGUUCAGGAGAUUGGACAGAACAAGGUGAAAUUAAAAACACCAACAGCAAAGAUAUCCACAUUUUAGCAGCAGGAGGUGGAACCCAGACUAACUUUGAUGGUACUUCAGACCUGAACGACAACAUGGGAUCAGAAUAUGUUCUUGUGGCAAGCAGCAAGAUCUUUUUGGACAACAAAGAAAUCUUUGCUGCUGUUAUUGCAGGAGGAUUGAUAGGAGUGGUACUUGCAGCUGCAAUGGCUGCAAUAUUAAUCUAUACAUGGCAGCAGAAAGAUAAUGAAGGAUACGUCCUGGCCCAGCAGACGACUUCACAUGGAGAUUAUCACAGACCCAACAGGGAAGAAGUGAUUGUUUAACUUAACAUUUUAACACCAAUGUUUAUGUUUUAAAGGGAGGUUGCCAGGCAAAUGUAUGUACCUUGGGAGCGACUGUAAACGUUUUGUCUUCUCUUAAUAUUGGGGGUGAAUCGCUGACUAUCCCACCUAAUACAAAUGUAUCUGCAGUUGUUCAUUGAUAAUGUAUUUAUAUUUAUGAAGAAUUGUUUUUGUUUACUAUCUUAAAAAGGAUUUGAGAUUGCUUCAUUCUACACAGGGCCAAAGGUAUCAUUGAAGUUUUGCUACUAAUUUUAACUUGCUUUAUUUCUUUAUAAAUGAUGGGUUGUCAGCAGGUGUAUGAUCUUAUUUGGCAUUGUUUGUGCGUAAAGAAGAUCAUAGAUGUAGUAUGUGAUUAAUUAUCAACCAUGUAAAAUAUACUUUGCUAUGUAAUUGUUUUAAAGUGGCAGCUAUCUUUGCUUCCAUGCACACUUUUUUGUAGCUUUUACAUUUAAAAAAUACACUUUAUGGGACUGGCUUUAUGAAA